AUGCCGUACACUCCACCGUCGCAUCGAUCUCCCGCUGCCUCACAAUCCGGUACCCCACCCUUAAGAGUCUCCACCCAAACAGCCACAGGAAGUCAAAACGAGAACAAUUUAAGCCAUGGCUCUAGACCAAGUCCAUCCAGGUCUACAUCCCAGGCCUAUCUACAUAAGCACCGUCGGAGCCCCUCCGUGUCGAAGCCAACAGCUGCUCUUGCAGGACAGGCAACGUCGGAAACGAAUGGCUUAGACUCUCAAUAUUCUCAUGCUCAGGAAUUUGGUGACAGCUCAACCUCUCUGGCUCACCAUACCCAUUCAAAAAAUUCAGGCAUAAAUGGUUUGGGCGGCGGAACUGAGUCCCCUGCGUCUUCAGGUGAUGAAGAGUCGGCCCAUAGGGGCUGGUCGAGUGACGCAAAGAGCCUUGCUGAGCUUCAUGCUGCAAUUAGAGGCAUAGACAUUCAUCGACAGGGAUCGCCAGAGCCAGAAGAAGGACAAUCCCGCGCUGAUACAAUGUCCAAGCCUACAAAGCCCAGCCUGAACCAACCAGCAGACGUCAAAGUCUCGGACUCUAUACUACCUCACACACCACCCCUCUCAUCCGGUGCUCGGAAGAUCUCGCAUUCGCGCUCAACUACCGAUGCAAGUGCGUUCUUCGAUUUUCCAAGAAACAAAAUGGACUCUCCCGCACCCAGUGAGUCAGAAGACGGUGAAGAUGAAGAUGACCUUGAGAUGAAACCGUGUUUGCUUCGAAAAAAAUCUGGAGAGCUUGUACGACCAGCACUGAGACCGGCUGCUAAGAGGAGGCCUUCUAGCAUGCCUGGAACGCCCACUUAUUCCAAGAAUGUCCAUUUUCAAGAAACUAGUCUCGAGCAUGUGCGUCAUUUCCUACAAGUGGAUCGACCCAUUGCUGUGAGUGCAGGCACAUCGCCUGUUUCGAUCCACGAUGAGGAUAGUGAGUUUCCUUUUGGAGGCCCUGAUGCUCAGAGCGUUAGUCCACCUUAUGACUGGGAGAUAAGGCUUCCUAAUUUCCCCCGCGACACGAUUGAGAGAGAAGCACGUCUGCUUCGCACGGAAAAGGUAUUUCUAUCAGCUGAUAAGAAAAAUCUGUUGGGUGAUGUAGUCGUCCGUAACAUCGCAUUUCACAAACUUGUCCUCAUGCGUUUCACCUUGGACUACUGGAAAACUACAUCUGAAGUCAAGGCAGAGUACAAUAAAGAUAUUCGGAAGAAACCAGCUAAUGCAGGAUGUGAUAUCUUCACCUUUGAGAUCAAACUUGAAGAUUUGGCCAAUUUGGAGAAUAGGACUAUGUUGUUUUGUGUCAGAUAUGCCGUUGAUGGGCAUGAAUAUUGGGACAAUAACGACUCGAUGAAUUAUCAAGUUGACUUUUCAAAACAAUCCAAAGGCGAGGACGGAAAGCAAGGCUCACAACCUGCCAGCAGCAGGCCACUGAACGGAAUGCCUCGUAAUAAAUCAGCCCAGCCAAGGCCCCGAAGCAUGCCUUCAUUUGACGACUUUGGGAGCUAUACUGCUCCAUUCGAUUUCGGAUCAUUCCCACAGCCAAACGCCAUGGUCGGAGAAUCACCUAUUCGCUUUAAGAACCGACCGCCGGCAAAAGAGCUCGUCCCAGAUGCGCCUGCAAAGCCCAGGCAACAAGGGAACCAACAGGCUUUCAGCACCCGCUAUGACUUCGGAGCCUCUCUUUCUGCGGCAAUCCAAUCAGGAUCCAACACCAUGCCUACGGCGCUGCCACCUAAAGGUGGUCCUUCGCCAUUCCAGAGCCAAGGAUUGGGACCUGGCAAUGGAGGAGAGCAGAAAGUCAAAGCUGCACCUAGCAAAGGACUCUCUAAACCCACAGCGUUGUUUGGAUCUUGCAAACCAAUUUCGCAGCCUCGAGUUGAGGACGAAAAAGACAAUAAAUCCGAGCCCCCAACGAUCGUCCAUGCAAGUAGUACAUCAAGUCCUCCUUCUGAGGCGAGCUCGACGUCGACCAAAGCAACUGGUUCUGCGAGCCCAUCACCUCCACGUGCUGCAUCACCAUCGGCAGAAAUCAAAAUUCCGGCGAAAUCUUCGAAUCCAGCGAGCUCAAGAGCCUCGAGGUCUGUUUCUCCCGCCAUUGGAAGUGCUCUAGGCUCAAGAUCUCAUUCUCCCGGCUUCGGCUACCAUUACAAUCAGCAUAUGCAAGACAACUUUUUCCAGACACACACCCCCACUCCGAUCCAGGGAUGA
Molecule: messenger RNA, 2220 nt
Organism: Bacidia gigantensis
Lineage: Eukaryota; Fungi; Ascomycota; Lecanoromycetes; Lecanorales; Ramalinaceae
Exons: 2
Coding region: 1-2220 (739 amino acids)
Biological process (GO): regulation of glycogen biosynthetic process
Cellular component (GO): protein phosphatase type 1 complex
Molecular function (GO): glycogen binding; protein phosphatase 1 binding
Source: RefSeq, a predicted model, not a curated record